Molecule: messenger RNA, 927 nt
Organism: Odobenus rosmarus divergens (Pacific walrus)
Lineage: Eukaryota; Metazoa; Chordata; Mammalia; Carnivora; Odobenidae
Product: coiled-coil domain-containing protein 102B-like
Exons: 3
Source: RefSeq, a predicted model, not a curated record
AUGAAUUUAGAUUCCAUCCAUCAGUUAACUGAGGAAACACAAAUCUUCCAGAUGCCACAGUCAUCAAUAAAAGCACCUUGUGACACGGUAGCACCUGCUUCCCCCCCCAGGGACACUUGUCAUUCCUGUUUGCCACUUCAGGGGCUGCAAUCACAUGCCGCUCACAACGUCUGUGUGCACUCAUGCAACACCAGUGAGUGGAAUAUUUGUGAAGAGCUUCUCCUGCGGGAACUUGAGGAAGUCAAAUCCAGAGCUGCCCAGAUGGAGAAGACCAUGCGGUGGUGGUCAGACUGCACUGCCAACUGGAGAGAAAAGUGGAGCAAAGUUCGGGCUGAAAGGAACAGCGCCAGGGAGGAGGGAAGACAGCUCAGAAUAAAAUUAGAGAUGACAAUGAAGGAAUUGAGUGCAUUGAAAAAGAAACAAAGUUUGCCACAUCAAAAGGUGUUAGAAACCACCCAGGACCUGAAGCAUCCUAGUUUCAUAAAAGUGCCAUCUGCACCAGGAGACCAGUUUCAAAUUGGUUCACAGACAUGUAAGUCUAUCAGAGAAUGUCCGGUGAGAAGAGAAUUUCCUACAAAGGACAACGCAGAUAGGAAGGAAGAAGUUUUGAUUAUUGACCAGUUAAGGUUAAAUGAGGAGAUGAAACUCAAUCUUAACUGUCCUGAUUCAUUCAAGAAUAGUGGUUCUGACAACUGUACACUGAAAUCUGCAUUAAGACUACAGGCAAUGACCCUGCCUUUGGAGAGUGAAGUGCCUGAAAUUUCAGCUUCGCAGGUGCAUCUGGAUGAGUUCCAAAAAAUUUUAUGGAAAGAAAGAGAAAUGCGCUCAUCUUUGGAAAAAGAAAUAGAACGACUGGAGUCAGCUUUGUCUGUAUGGAAAUGGAAAUAUGAAGAACUGAAAGAAUCAAAGCCAAGAAGUCUGAAAGAG